CGCCUGCGGCGGUGACCGAAGUCUCAGCUCUCGCGAGGUUUCCUCUUCCGGGAGUCGCUGGGGGACGUACUCCGCGAACGGUGUGGCGAUGUGUGGGGACUGUGUGAAGAAGGAGUACCCCAAUCGGGGGAGCACCUGUCUGGAGAAUGGAUCAUUCUUGCUGAACUUCACAGGCUGUGCGGUGUGCAAUAAGCUGGAUUUUAUGCUGAUCACUAACAGAUCCCUGAAAGAAGAAGAUGGAGAAGAAAUAGUUACCUAUGAUCACCUGUGUAAGAAUUGUCAUCAUGUAGUAGCCAGACAUGAGUAUACAUUCAGUAUCAUGGAUGAAUUUCAGGAGUACACCAUGCUGUGUCUGUUGUGUGGCAAAGCUGAAGACACCAUCAGUAUUCUCCCUGAUGACCCCCGACAAAUGACUCUGUUGUUCUAAGCUUCCUGUGGUUCUGUUGUAGCUAUGUUGGCUUGACUUACAAUAUAGCAGGCCUGAUGGUUUGUCUAAGUCUAAUAAUGAAAAUUCUUUGUAUUUCUUUUUUCUACUUAGACUUACCUCCUUGGAAGAAAAAGUAAUUUGGGGAAUUGUUGUUUCCUAGAGUUGAGCUCCUCUGCUAAUCCCCUGUACGUGCCAGAGUGAAAUGUCUUUGCUCGUGGUUAUUUGGCUAGAAAACCACUAGAGCCUGUGCACAUUCUGCACUCAGAUCUUGGUUUCCUGUCAGAGGAAUCCACAAAUCCUUGCAAAAGUAAGUGUGGAGUGAGCAGGAAUUCUACAUGAUGAAUUUAGAGUAUUUUGUGCUACCAAAAAACCCACCACUACCAACAACAACAACAGUCAACCAACCAAACAAACUAAAAACAAACAAGCAACAAAAAACACAGAAAUCAAAACCACAGUGGUUAAGGGAUAGUCAGACAAGAAUUACCAGUGAACACAACAGUAUUCAUUUUAAAAUAAGUGAAUUGAUAUUGAAUUAUAACCCAGAGUGUAUACUAAAUACCCAUGCUGAUAGCAAUGAUUGGGUGGAUGGAUGGAUAAAUAAAUAAGGGAGGAAAAGAAAGGGAAAGGAAGGGGCAUGGAUUUCCUAUGGUUCUACAUUGUCAGUGUGGGCUGUGUGCAUAGUGGCUUCCUUCCAAAGAGUAGCAAGGGCUCAGCAGUGAUAGCACACACCUUUAAUCCCAGCACUCGGGAGGCAGAGGCAGGCAGGUCUCUGUGAAUUCGAGGCCAGCCUGGUCUACAGACAGAGCUAAUUCCAGGAUAGCUAGGGCUGUUACACAGAGAAACCCUGUCUCAACCUCCCCCCCCCCUCAAAAAAAAGUAGCAUGGAAAGAGGGAAAGGAAUGACUUUAAGGAAGAGAACUCUAACAAACACUGGCUCAGCUAGGCGAUCAUGGUUAAUAACGCCAUCAGUAAGCCUUGAUGUCGGGUACCCUUGAUAUGAUACAGUAUGAAGAUCUCUGUGGUUUUUUCCCCAGGGAGCCAUAAUCUAUGUAAUCAUAAGAACAACACACAAGUUCAGUUCUGCAGAGUGAUUGUAUCUUUCAAAACUACCCAAGGUCUUCAAAAACAAGUAAAAUCUGAAAAACUAGGAGGCUAAGGAGGCAUGGUACUUGAAUGUAUUGUAAUGGAAGCCUAUCCUAGAGGAAGGAUGCAUGUGAGAAACCAGAGACUUGGAAUAAAGGAUGUAAUGUAAGUUUA
Myodes glareolus (Bank vole) is the source of this 1687-nucleotide messenger RNA. RefSeq names its product churchill domain containing 1 (gene Churc1). The record is from RefSeq and is a predicted model, not a curated record. Gene Ontology annotation, molecular function: zinc ion binding. Gene Ontology annotation, biological process: multicellular organism development; fibroblast growth factor receptor signaling pathway; positive regulation of DNA-templated transcription. NCBI's taxonomy places the organism in Eukaryota, Metazoa, Chordata, Mammalia, Rodentia, Cricetidae.